AUGUUUUCCUUCAAAGCCUCUUUGCUUCUUCUCGUCAUCCUCUCUCAAUCCGAAGUUUUCAAGUUUCCUGACGCUCUCUGCGACUACACCAAUGACUCGGUCACUUUCAUGAAGUCGUUGCCUGCCUACUUUUCGUGUCCAUCGAAAAGUCAGCGACUCGCUGAAGCCGAGGGACGCAUCUUCACCGCACUUGGUAUUCGUUAUUUGGCUAGACUUAUUCAGAUCCCAUUCAAAAACACUGAAAUCAGUACAGUAACUGUAAAUUGUGAACAACCAUCCACUCAAACCAAAUAUCCGAUCGUCCUAAUCCAUGGAUUCGGUGCCGGCGUCGCACUUUGGGGAUCCGCCAUCAAACGACUCGCACAAUUUCAAACCGUCCAUGCGUUUGAUCUACCUGGAUUCGGUCGCUCCUCACGUCCCAAAUUCUCGACUGACCCCGAAACCGCUGAAAUCGAAAUGAUAGACUCGAUUGAGCAAUGGAGAGACAAAAUGAAUCUGGAGAAGAUGAAUUUAGUGGGUCACUCGUUUGGUGGAUACCUAGCCACGUCGUACGCACUCAAGUAUCCAGGACGAGUGGAAAAUCUAGUUCUAGCCGAUCCAUGGGGCUUCAAUGAAAUGGAUCCGGAAAUGAUGCCCAAACUAACAAGUCGUCAGAAAAGUAUAUUUUGGAUAAUUCAACAAUUCAAUCCGUUGGCUGUUCUUCGACUCGCUGGUGGUUACGGUCCGACACUUAUGAAACGUCUUCGACCGGAUCUUGCAUUGAAAUAUUCUGAAGAUGUCUACGACUACAUUUAUCUAGCAAACUCCAAGAAUCCAACAGGAGAAAUGGUUUUCAAGUGCUUAUCAGAGAAUCUAGGAUGGGCCAAACAGCCGAUGAGUAAACGAUUCCACGAGCUGGACAACACCGUCCCCGUCACAUUCAUUCAUGGAGAGCGCAGUUGGAUAGAUUGGAAAAAUACAAGAACCAUGUUUGGAGAGUUGGACCACGUGGAAUCACAUGUAAUGGAAAGCGCCGGUCACCAUGUGUACGCUGACGAUGCCGACAAAUUCGCCGAACUUGUGAUUGGUUCUUUGAAAGAGGGAAAAUCAAAAAUUGGAAAGAAACCGACAGUAAUUGUGGCCGAAGAUGAUGUAGUGACACCUCUUUGA
Messenger RNA from Caenorhabditis briggsae, 1149 nucleotides. Bases 1 to 1149 code for a protein of 382 amino acids. The record is from RefSeq and is a predicted model, not a curated record. The transcript has 6 exons. Lineage: Eukaryota; Metazoa; Nematoda; Chromadorea; Rhabditida; Rhabditidae. Gene Ontology annotation, cellular component: lipid droplet.